Messenger RNA from Fusarium falciforme, 390 nucleotides. RefSeq lists its product as hypothetical. Lineage: Eukaryota; Fungi; Ascomycota; Sordariomycetes; Hypocreales; Nectriaceae. The transcript is spliced from 3 exons. The record is from RefSeq and is a predicted model, not a curated record. The coding region runs from base 1 to 390 and encodes 129 amino acids.
AUGGCCGACACUACUGAGCAGCAGCCCCAGCUGGUUGACGAGACUCCCAUCUCGCCCAUUCGCCCCAACCAGGAACGGAGAAACUCCCUUGAGGACCACCUCAAGCACCGCCCCGAUCGUGCCGAGCUCGUCGAGAAAAACAUCCUCCCAGCCUCGACCGCGGCGCCAGGCCUCCUGGCGCACCAGAAGGAGCCCCACCACGCGCAGCUCCAGAAGCACAUGCUCGAGGACAAGCUCAACGACAAGAUCUCGCACCGCCCAGACCCCGAGGCCCUCAUCAAGAAGGACAUUUUGCACGAUGACCCUCGCACCACGGGUCAGGACGAGGCUGCCAAAAAGUACGAGGAGGCCAUCGAGGACGAGUAUGCCAAGCGCGAGGGUGGCGCCUGA